Molecule: messenger RNA, 825 nt
Organism: Neoarthrinium moseri
Lineage: Eukaryota; Fungi; Ascomycota; Sordariomycetes; Amphisphaeriales; Apiosporaceae
Exons: 5
Coding region: 1-825 (274 amino acids)
Cellular component (GO): trans-Golgi network; endosome; Golgi apparatus
Molecular function (GO): antiporter activity
Source: RefSeq, a predicted model, not a curated record
AUGCCUCAACCGCUCCUGCCAAUAUCGGCUUCGUCUGAGAAACAAGUUGAGAGACGCGCUGGCCUUUCUCGGCAUCCGGCGUUUUAUGUUGGGAGUUGGAUAUUCUUCUCUAACCUAACAAUUCUCUUUAACAAAUGGUUGAUCGAUGAUGCUGGUUUCAGAUACCCCGUUAUUCUGACUUUCUGGCACAUGAUAUUUGCUACGCUCGCGACACAGCUGCUCGCCAAGACAACAAGACUGCUUGAUGGUCGGCAUAAUGUCAAGAUGACCAAGAAGCUGUACACGCGCGCAGUUGUGCCAAUCGGCCUAUUGUACAGCGGGAGCUUGGUCUGCAGCAACCUUGUCUACCUUUACCUGAGUGUUGCAUUUAUUCAGAUGUUGAAGGCCGCGUCACCGUUCUCUACUCUUGUGGUGGCUUGGCUAUGGGGUCAGGAGAAUCCGACCACAUUGGUUGUCUGCAAGAUCCUUAUGAUUGUUUUUGGCGUUCUGGUGGCUAGCGCUGGAGAAAUCCAUUUCUCAUGGCUGGGCUUUUUCUUCCAGCUCGGUGGCCUGGCUUUUGAGUCGAUCCGCGUUGUCAUGAUCCAGGCGCUUAUGUCGAGUGCCGGCAUGAACAUGGAUCCUCUCGUCAGCCUCUACUACUUCGCACCCGUCUGUGCUGUUAUGAACCUAUUCGUUGCAUGGGCUGCGGAGUGGCAGUCUUUCCAGUGGACUGAUAUUGCGAAGACGGGGGCAACAAUGCUGUUCCUCAACGCCUUAAUAGCGUUCCUACUAAAUAUCUCGAGCGUUAUGUUGGUGAGUCGCUUGUCUCGUUACGCCCACCCUUGA